Rhipicephalus sanguineus (brown dog tick) is the source of this 2394-nucleotide messenger RNA. Its product is annotated as nose resistant to fluoxetine protein 6. Gene Ontology annotation, molecular function: acyltransferase activity, transferring groups other than amino-acyl groups. Lineage: Eukaryota; Metazoa; Arthropoda; Arachnida; Ixodida; Ixodidae. The record is from RefSeq and is a predicted model, not a curated record. The coding region runs from base 133 to 2379 and encodes 748 amino acids. The transcript has 15 exons.
UCCGCGACAAGCCCCACUACCAGUAGUGCGUCGGACACAAAACCAGAAGAGCCAUCUUCGACUGCUGCCAGUUCGCAUGGACCACACAAAUCGAAGUUUAUCGAAAACUUGAAGGCCACGAUUAAGUAUAUCAUGUCGACCAUGGGCAAUGGGCUCACACGGAAGCUGCUACAAGCUGAUAUAUCGAUGGAAUGUAGCCUCGGCAUGCUGAAGUUCAUGCGCGCAGUCCAGGAGCUCGAGCCGUGGGCCAUGAGAGUGGUUGACUCUACGGCCAAGUACCCGAACGGCAUGCUCCAGGCUUCCACGGCAGACCUGGGCGCUUACGACGAGUGCAUCGAAACAGUUGUGCGAGACGAAUACGGCGAUGUGAAAGUGCGGGGCCAGUACUGCAACGUUCACGUGUCCCUCGGCGACGAUCACUCCUUCAUUGGCGACAUACUCCCCGCAUUUUUCUACUCACACAGGAGGGCCCAAAACUUUACUUCCUACGUGACGGACGAGAGGCUGCCUGGUCUACGUCUCGGCAUGUGCUUCGUGAACUCAUGUAACGAGAAAGACCUUACCAACAUCGCCAAAACACUAAUGGGAAACGUGGCCAAAAUUGUCGUGAAGAACUGCGUGACAAACGAGGAUGAAGGGAUCAACAAGACACAAGCCUGGAUAAUAGGUUACUUGGCGGUCCUCGCGGCAGUUAUUGUUGCGGCUACGGGCUUUGAGCUGCUCACGGAAAACUGGGACAAGAGAUGCAAAAACGGUGUUCCAUACAGGUGCGUUGUGGCGUUCUCAGCGUUGUCAAACACAAGGCUCAUUCUGAGCGUCAACAAGGACAAAGAUUCGGAAACUUACUCGUACCGCUUCAUGCAUGGCAUCCGCUUCCUCAGCAUCUUCUGGAUUUGCCUUGGACAUUCCUACGGGACAAUCACCGAAAACAUAACGAGGCUUGUGAACGCCCUUCACUACUUCGAGCACUGGGAAACACUGAUUGUGACGGCUGGGUACUUGGCUGUGGACAGCUUCUUCUUUUUCAGUGGAUUUUUAUUGUACUACACCCUCAGCAAACAAAAGCGCAACCGAGUUGUCGUGGCUGUGGUGGCAAUCAUCAGAAGGUACAUAAGGGCCACCGUCCCACUCUUCUUCAUGAUCAUGUGCAUGUACCUGCUGCCGCUGAUAGCGACGGGACCCAACUCGAAAGAAUUCUACAACAAAUUCUACGCCGAAAUGCGCAAGCACUGGUGGGACUUGCUCUUUCAGCUGCGUAACUGGAGGGCGGACGAAGAAGUGUCCACCAUGCCUCACCUGUGGUACCUUUCUGCAGACUACCAGUUCUUCCUGGUUGCGCUGAUAAUUAUCCUGGUGUUUAGAACGAGAAAGUGGCUGGUUGCGUUAAUCUUCAGUGUGUUAUCGCUCGUGUCUUGCGGCAUCGCUGCCUGGCAGAUAUAUGGGACCAACAUGACACCGUUCCUUGUGCCAGUGGCAAGUGAGUUCGGUACUGUGAUGGACACGUUGAACCACUAUUACAUGCUUCCAUUCUACCACGGCGUCUGCUACUUCUCCGGAUGCCUAACAUUCCUCCUCGUCGAGAAAUACGGAAAAACAAAAAUUUCAAAGAUGAUCCAGGCGUCUCUGUGGUGCAUCAGCUUGUUCUGUGGCCUGUACUGCUUGUUCAUGAAGAUCGAGUGGUACCGAAGCAGUGAACGGGCUGCCGAGUCCAAGCGCAUGUUUUACGCUUUCACUGACCGUAUCCUGUGGUCUAUUUGUGUGGCGUGGUUUGUCUUCACCUGCUCUACUGGCAGAGGAGGAAUCGUCAACCGCUUUCUGUCCUGGAAUGGAUUUGUGCCACUGAGCCGGCUGUCGUUCGGCGUGUAUCUCAUCCACUCGCCGUUCUUCAUCCUCAUGUACCACAUCGCCAGGGAACGUGUCUUCUUCUCACACUUCACGCUGGUAUCCCAAUGCUUCGCGGUCGUGGUGUGGAGCUACAUUUUAAGCUACUUCCUCUUCAUCGCCUGCGACGCUCCGACGGGACAGCUCGAUAAGUUGGUGUUCAUGCGCGAGCGGCGAAAGGAACCGUCUCGGGCGGGCGUCGUGGCCAAUGGCGUCCAUCACAAACGGCAACAACAACGCCAGGGACUUGCCCGUCGGCAUCAUCGAGGAGGGCCCGAUCAAGAACUACUUCUCCGGGAUUGUGCCUCCUUCUUUAGGAAGUCGCGACGACGGCUGCUGCGCCGAGAAGAGUUGCCGCCUGUGAUCUUUAAAGCACGCCAACAAAAGCACGCUCGUUGUUGUUGGACAAUCUGCUUGAGCAGCGGCAAUAUUCCGACGAUCGAUGCUUCUCCGCGCGGCUACUGUAUAGUUUGCACUCGCUCCCCCGGCCUAGCCUAAACGUUCUGAGAGAAA